Lachancea fermentati is the source of this 939-nucleotide messenger RNA. NCBI's taxonomy places the organism in Eukaryota, Fungi, Ascomycota, Saccharomycetes, Saccharomycetales, Saccharomycetaceae. The record is from the annotation of a GenBank genome assembly.
AUGCCAGAGAGUUCUGAAUGCAAGAAAUCCCUGCCAUUGAGACCUUCAAGAACAGCACCUGUUAAUGAUUACUCCAACUAUCAUGUCCAUUCGGGGUCACUACCGCAAAAACAAGUGAAAAACGCAGAUAAUCAAUUAGAUGGCUACCCAAAGCUCCAAAAACUUUUUAAGCUGAAAGAACAUCAAAUAUCAGAGCACGCUACUGCGCCUUAUGGUUGUAGAAUAAGCAUCGACGAAAUGAUACCGACGUUAAAUAGUUGGAUUCAUAGAAAUCACAUAGUUUUCGAUGUUGUGAUGAUUGGAUGCUUGACAGAUAAUCAAUUCAUUUAUCCGCUUUUAACGCAGCUCCCAAUUGAUCGUCUAAUUUCAAAACCCGGGUUUCUCUUCAUAUGGGGAAGUGCUCGAAAGAUAAGCGAGCUAACAAAGUUACUACAAAAUCAAAAUUGGGCCAAAAAGUUUCGGAAGAGUGAAGAGCUUGUAUUUAUUCCAGUUGAUCGUAAUUCUCCUUUUUAUCCAGGACUCGAUCAUGAUGAUGAAUCCCUUUUUGAACGGAUGCAGUGGCAUUGUUGGAUGUGCAUAACAGGAACUGUAAGAAGAUCCACAGAUGGCCAUCUAAUUCAUUGUAACAUUGACACUGACUUAGCUAUUGAAACCAAGGAUACCCAAAAAACUGCUGUUCCUGUUCAUCUUUAUAAAGUGGCCGAGAACUUUUCAACUGCAACAAGGCGGCUUCAUAUUAUUCCAGCAAGAACAGGUAAAGAAAUUCCUGUCAAGGUAAGACCAGGUUGGGUUAUAAUGAGUCCCGAUAUAUUACUGAAUAAUUUUGAUUGCGACCGAUAUAAGGAAGAAAUUAAUAGAAUCGGAUUAAACUUAACAACGGGGCCUGACAUUGAAGCUCUACGGCCAAAAAGUCCCAUACAAAAGAAAAACCAGUGUUGA